Messenger RNA from Salmo salar (Atlantic salmon), 5464 nucleotides. Its product is annotated as adenylate cyclase 10. The record is from RefSeq and is a predicted model, not a curated record. Gene Ontology annotation, molecular function: protein binding; adenylate cyclase activity. Gene Ontology annotation, cellular component: cytoplasm. Gene Ontology annotation, biological process: intracellular signal transduction; cyclic nucleotide biosynthetic process. Lineage: Eukaryota; Metazoa; Chordata; Actinopteri; Salmoniformes; Salmonidae.
GCUCUGUCCGUGGUUCUGAAACCAACAUGCAUGGCAUUCAAGUAACGUUUAGUUAUAUAAUAAUAAUAAUAAUCAUAGCUACUUCUUUUUGAAAUGGUGAACCAGUUUGUAGUGAAAUCUGAAUUCUAGAACGUUCACGGAAAAAACGACCGUUCAGAUUCGCUCAACGGAAAAACAUGAUGCCCCUAAACUACAGCUAAAAUGGGUUGGAUAAAAGGAGAUGGUGAGAUAGAGGACUCGUACAAAAUAAGCAAAAUAGCUGCCCAUGUACCCGACCUUGUUGUCUACAGCACCCUCACCAACGAUAUCCCCUACGCAGAGAACUUUCAUGGAGUCCUUCUCUUCGCCGAUGUAUCAGGCUUCACUAAUCUGACCGAGAAAUUUAGUUUGAGUAGCAAGAAAGGCUAUGGAGCAGACGAGUUGACACGCACACUCAACAGCUACAUUGGGGAAAUAGUCAGUCAUAUCCUUGAUGCUGGGGGAGAUAUUCUGAAUUAUGCAGGCGAUGCCAUCUUGGCUCUAUGGACGGUGGAGAGAGUCCAGCUCAGUGAAGUAAUCUCCCUGGUAGUCAAAUGCAGCCUCAACAUCCAGGACCAGUGUGGAGUCCGGGAGACUGAAGUGGGCUGUCAGCUAAAAGUUAAAAUAGGUAUAUCUGCUGGGAAGCUCUCCAAGGUGAUCGUAGGAGACGAGAUCAGUCAGUACUUUGUGGUGAUUGGCCGGGCGGUAGACGAGGUGCGGCUGGCAGAGGGUUUGGCGGUGGCCAGCACAAUCAUCUUGUCACCUAACGCCUGGGAACUAUGUGAGAGGGACAACAUCGCCAUUGACCCCAUAGAGAACGAGAGAGCCGUGAAGGUGCGAUACAUCAAGCGAGAGCCCAGUUUCUCUGUUGAGAAGUACCAGGAUUCAAUAGGAACGUCUGUAGAGCAUGAAAAAGUAGCAAGAGAUUGUGUGAGGAGAGCAUCUCGACUGAUGCCAAACGCCGAGCUUGAGAAAACGUUACGCAUGUACAUCAUGAAAACGGUUUUGCAGAAGAUAGAUGACGACCAGCCUCUGGAGUAUCUUUCUGAGAUGCGUCCGGCCACCAUAGUGUUUGUCAACAUGCAGUUCAAGGGAGGAGAGAGUGACCAGGAGCAGUGUAUGACCAUCCACCAGGCUGCCAUUGGCAUCGGUCAGCAGAUAGUCAAGCACCACGGGAGGGUCAACAAAGUGUUCAUGUUCGACAAGGGCUGUACUUUCCUCUGUCUGUUUGGGCUCCCUGGGGACAAGCGGGAGGAUGAGAGUGCCCACGCCUUACAGGCUGCCUAUGGAGUACAUGACCUUUGCCAGAAAGAGAUCCGCAGCCUCAAGACUGUCUCUGUUGGAGUAACCACAGGCCCAGUGUUCUGUGGUGUAGUAGGACAUCCAGUGAGGCAUGAAUACACAGUGAUUGGACGUAAGGUGAACCUGGCGGCACGGCUGAUGAUGCACUACCCCGGGGUGGUGUCAUGUGACAGCGAGACUUGUUACUACUCAAAGCUGCCCGCGUUUUAUUUUAGCGAGCUGCCCAAGAAAGCCAUGAAGGGAGUCAAGAACCCUGGAGUCCUAUAUCAGUUCAUGGCCAAUAAACAGCCGAUAACUGUUGGUAAAGCACCUAUGUCUGUUGAGAGAGAGGAGGGAUAUCCUCUUUUGGGCCGAGAGAAAGAAAUCGAGGUGUACUCCAGCAUGCUGAAGAGCUUCUUGGAGGCCAGGGCUGCUGGUCACAAGAACUACAACAAUGUUUUGAUCUACGAGGGACCUACCGGCUAUGGCAAGAGCCGCCUGCUGGCUGAGGUGGUAUACAGAACAGCCAAGGAGGGAGUCAGAGUGAUCUCUUUUGAGCUGGCCAAGACGGACAUCAAGCAGUCCAACUACGCUCUCCAGACCCUACUGGCCAUCGUCAUGUCAGUUCAGAACUGUAAGAGCUACGCCGAGCGAGAGAGAGUCCUCCUCUCCAAGAUCCUAGACCCAAAGAUGAGGCAGAACCUCUGCCUUCUCAAUGAUAUCCUGUUAGUCAAGUUUCCUGUGUCUAAGGAUGUGUCACUCAUGGACAGCCAAACGAAGAACAAGAAGAUGAGGAACUACUUUCUGGAGUUGUUUUGCAAGUUCGCCGAGGACGAGCCGUGCGUGUACGUGCUGGACCAGGCUCACUUUGUGGAUCGAGCGUCAUUGGCCUUCCUGCUCGAAGCAUGUGAAAAAUCCUCGGUUCUGGUGUGUAUGGCCCUUCUCCCCCACACCAGUCAGAGCGGGCCCUUCCUGGAGCUUAGCCACAUCAUCAAGGAUCCCCGGACCCUCUACCUUAACCUGCCUGGGCUGGAGCCCCCCGUCAUCGCCCAGCUAGCCUGCCAGAUCCUGGGGGUGGUCCGCAUCCCUAGCGAGGUGGAGCUGUUCCUGGUGGAGAGAAGCCAUGGAGUUCCAUACUACUGUGAGGAGCUCUUGAAGAGUCUGUAUCUGGGAAAUCUGAUCGUGAUCGAGGAGGUGGAGGGGGAGAAUGAGGCUAAAGACGUAGACAUCCUGUUUCCUGAGCCCACCCUGGUGGUACACAGCUCCAAACCCAGCCAGGUGUGGCAAGAGGAGGACGCCAGGGCCGGAGCGCUGGGGCCACCCAAGGCAUCCAUGUUGAAAUCCCGCAAGAUCACAGACCUGGACCAUUUUGUUGACCGGGCUUUGGUCUGUUUUGUCGGAGAAGCGGCCAAAUUCCACGAAGUUCCCAUCCCUCUGACAUUGAAAGGCAUGGCCCUGGCCCACCUAGACCACCUGCAGCCGGCCGACCAGAUGGUGGUGAAGUGUGCUGCCAUCAUCGGCCAAACCAUCACCACGCAGAUGCUCAUCACCAUCCUGCCAGAGUCAGAAAACCCCGACAAGCUCAACCUGUCGCUCACCUCCCUGUUCAAGUCAGGCACGUUUGAGUGCGGCUCCAAGCCCAAGCAGUUCACCCAGCAGCUCACCAAGGAGUCAGAGUGCUGGGGUGCGCUCAACUGCUACUGUGUCCAGGACAGCCAAGAAGACAUCCGUGAAGAAGUGUCAGGCAAGGCGUGUGUGGACGGCGUGUGGCGCUGCAGGGUGAUGCGUUUCUGCACGGCCCUGGUCAGGGAGACGGCCUACGAGCUGUGGCUGAAGGAGCAGAAGAGAGAGAUCCACCAGAAGUGUGCCAGUUACCUCCUUAAGCAGGCCCACCGCUGCAGGGACUGCGGCAUCGCCGAGUUCAUCUUCGGGCACAAGGCAGCUAUAGGGAACAACCUCAUCGAGAUCCACCCGAGUUUGCUAAACAUACAAGAGUCUGGGGAGGCCCUGUUCCUGGGCCAAAGUACACUGGGGCUCCCCAAGGAGACUAUACAACUGAACCAGGUCAGCCCUUUGCAUCCCAACAGUAAGGAGGACGAGUUCCUGUUGAAACUAGAUUCUAUGGUGAAUGAGUACAACACAGUGGACAGAACCAGGAAGUGUAGGUGUGCCCAGGUUACGGAGUGUGUGCUGUGCCCCAUGGUGCGCCACUGCACGGGUGUGGGCGACGUACCCAAAACCUUUUAUUACCUGCUAGAGACCGCCGCAGCCUCGGCCUACCUCUCCAACAACCUCAAGGCCCUGUCCUAUUUAAACGAAGCCAAGAUCAUACUGGAUAAUCUGAAAGCGGGCAAGCCAGCCUUUGAGACUGCCGACCCAAAAGUCAAAGUGAAAAUCAACAACUUUGAGAGAGCCUGUAUUUUCCGUCUCAGAGGGGAGGUGUUGUACAACACAGGCCAAAUCGAGGAGGCUGAGAGCAUGUUUUCCAGCGCCCUACGGCUCCUGAACAGACGUCUCCCUACGAAUCGCGUGGCCAUGUCCCUGAAGUACGUCUGUGAGAAGAUGAAGAGUCUGUGCUACAGAUCCAAGAACGCUGACAACCCUGGAGAGAAGAAGCUGGCGUUCCUCCACGAGCAGAUCUGCUGUCUGUCGUACAUGUGGCAGAUCGGCUGCAUGAGGAGAGCUCCCAAGAACAUGCUCAACGCAUCGCUGGCCAUCACUAUGGAGAUGAACUCAGCCCAGAAGAGUGCACAGGAGAACAAGAUCAUCUUCUCGUGCAUCGACUACCUCCAGUACUGUCAGCUGAGUGGUAUGGACGAGCGGUGUCAGAUCUAUGAGAGGAUGCUGUGUGGAACCUGUGUUGAGCUGCCUGACUGCAUGGAGGGCCUGAUCCUCACCAGCUACUUCAUACGCUCCCUCUCCAUCGUCAAGCUCUGCUCCGGAGCCCUGCACGACUCCAUCCAGUAUGGUCUCCGAGCAGAGCAGAUCAGCAAGCUGACGAACCACCGGGGCCUGGACAUGUUGGUGAUCGCUGUCCUUCACACACCCCUCCUCCUCACACAGAGGUAUGAGGAGUGUGUCCAGCUGAUGCAGAGUCUGGAGUACCUGGGAAACAGGACCCGCAUCAGCACGGCUAAAGGCUGGUUCUAUGCAGGCUGCUUUGACUUCCUGCUCUACUCAGGCUUUGCCUUCCGUCCGUUUGAGGAGUGCUACACCUUUGUGGAGGAGUCCCAGUCAGACCCUAACCUGGUGGCUGAUAAGAGUCUGAUGAUGAACCUCUACUCUGCUCUGGCUCUGUGGUAUGCCCGUCUGUGUGAGUGGGAGAAGGCCUGUUUCUUCUACACCAAGGCCUGUGGAGUGACCCGACAGGCUCCCUCAUCCAUCCACUCCAUCAACGGCAUGGUCAUAUUCCUGGAGUGUCAUGUGCUGCUGUUCAGAAAGGCCCUGGUGGAGCACAACCAACACAUCAAAGCCAUCUACCAGAGCACACAGAAGCACUUCACAGAGUUCAACCGGAAGUACUUGACCAACAAGAUGUACGCGCCCCGGGUGCUGCACCUCAGAGCUUACAUGUACAUGCUGGCGGGCCACGAGGCCCUGGCUAACGCCAUCCUCAACAAGGCUAUAAUGCUGUGUCAGCAGCACGGCAACAAGCUGGAGGAGAGCUGGAUCACACAGAACCAGAUUUCGUGGUUCGGCGUGUUCAGGCAGAGUACCAGCAACUGGUUCGCUUCCACUUUGACCAUGCCCAGCUGGGAGGAGGCUAGGGGGAUGGACCCAGAGGAGCUGGCCCACACCCGCUACACCCUAGUGGGUGUGGGGGGCGAGAUCCAGGCUGACAACUCCAGCCUGCACCUCACCCCAAAGCCAGAGGACACCCAGCUCCUCAAAUGCCAAGGAUAGGGACCCAGUUCCUUUAUUGAGAGUGUGGAGAACACUGUAUAUGGGGAAAGCAAGGUCAUUGCCAAUUUGGUUUUGAACUGUGAUGUUGUUUGGGGUUAAUGAGUGUCGGUAUCAUUUAAUCUGGAUCAGAUGUGGAUGGCCAAGAUAUGAACGUUCACCAAAUGAAAGGAUGUUUCAGUCACUUUAUUGUUUCCUACAUUUCUCUCUCUUUCUCUCGUAUAACAAAUCACAUUUAUAAUAGAACAACAAAUAUCUGAACUGA